GGAAGGCAGCACUAGCCGAGCUGCAGUGCUCCAGUCGUAACCAAUCGAUCCCGUUAGUUCCAUGCCUCAGGAUGCCAGUUUCUUUGAAGCCUCCAUUUGUGGUGACGUUGGAUAUUAACCUUCUCCUGGUGGCUUUGACAAUACUGGGUCUCCUGACAAGGCUCUGGUCGCUCUCUCACCCACCAGCUGUUGUGUUUGAUGAAGUGUAUUAUGGGCAGUUUAUAUCUCUGUAUAUGAAGCGCAUAUUUUUCUUAGAUGACAGUGGACCACCUCUAGGACACAUGCUUCUGGCAUUGGGAGGUUACCUUGGUGGGUUUGAUGGUAAUUUCGCGUGGAACAGAAUUGGAGCCGAGUACAGCAGUAAUGUCCCUGUUUGGUCCCUCCGACUGCUGCCUGCAAUAUCUGGAGCACUGUGUGUUCCCCUAACUUAUCAGAUUGUAGUGGAGUUGGGGUUCUCUGCACGUGCAGGUCUGGUAGCCUCCAUUCUACUUUUAUUUGAGAAUGCGCUGAUUACACAGUCACGUCUGAUCUUGCUGGAAUCCGUGCUAAUUUUCUUCAUCCUUUUGGCAUUACUGUCGUUUAUAAAGUUCUGUCACUCUCAGGAGAAUAGUCCCUUCUCUAUAUUCUGGUGGUUCUGGCUGCUGCUUACUGGGGUUUCUUGUGCCUUAGCUGUAGGGGUGAAAUACAUGGGUCUCUUCUCUUAUCUACUGAUUUUGGUUAUUGCUGCCAUUCACACUUGGCAACUUAUUGGUGAUCGAACUUUGUCCAACGUGUCUUUGCUGUUCCAUUUGCUGGCACGUGGCUUCUCUCUGCUUCUAGUCCCUGCUGCCCUAUAUCUGGGGAUAUUCUACAUUCAUUUGUCCUUACUGAUUCGAUCGGGUCCUCAUGACCAUAUAAUGAGCAGUGCUUUUCAAGCCAGCCUCGAGGGUGGGCUUUCACGGAUCACGCAGGGGCAACCCUUAGAGGUUGCUUAUGGAUCCCAAAUAACCCUGCGGAACACUCUAGGGAAACCUGUGCCAUGCUGGCUUCACUCGCACAAAAACACCUACCCUGUACGGUACGAAGGUGGCCGAGGAAGCUCCCACCAGCAGCAAGUCACCUGCUACCCCUACAAAGAUGUCAAUAACUGGUGGAUCGUGAAGGAUCCAGCAAGGCAAGAGAUGGUGGUAGGUUCUCCACCACGUGCCAUACAUCACGGAGACACCAUACAACUGGUACAUGGUAUGACCACCCGUUUCCUAAACACACAUGAUGUUGCUGCUGCUUUGUCCCCAUACUCCCAGGAAAUCUCUUGCUACAUAGACUAUAAUAUCUCUAUGCCGGCACAGACACUGUGGAGAGUGGAGAUUGUGAACCGAGAGUCUGACACAGACACCUGGAAGAAUAUCCUGUCUGAGGUGAAGCUGGUCCACGUCAACACAUCGGCGGCAUUGAAGCUCAGUGGGGCGGCAUUGCCAGAUUGGGGUUUUCGGCAGCUGGAGGUCGUUGGAGAGAAGUUGUCAAAAAGCUACCACCAGAGCCUGGUAUGGAAUGUUGAGGAGCACCGAUACGGCAGGAGUCAGGAACAGUCUGAGCUGGAGCAGGAAUUGCAUUCUCCUACACAGGUGGACGUGGCAAGGAACCUCAGUUUUAUGGCUCGAUUUUGGGAGUUGCAGUGGAAGAUGCUCACUAUGAGAAGCGAGAGCACAGAACACAAGUACAGCUCAUCCCCUCUGGAUUGGCUCACCCUGGAUACCUCCAUCGCAUACUGGCUCCAUCCCAAGACCACAGCUCAGAUCCAACUCCUAGGUAAUCCUGUGAUCUGGUAUUCUGCCAAUGCUGGUGCGUUGCUCUACUCCGCACUGCUACUGUUUUACCUGCUACGCCAGCAGAGGGCGAUAUAUGACAUUCCAUCAGAUAUGUGGCAGACCUUGCAGCUGACGGGCGCAGUGUGUUUGGGCGGCUGGGCUGUGAAUUACCUGCCUUUCAUUGCAAUGGAGAAGACCCUCUUUCUGUAUCACUACCUCCCGGCCCUGACCUACCUGAUCCUCCUGUUACCGCCCCUGCUGGAACACACCUACCAGCAUUUGCUCAGGUCCGAAGUUAUGAGGAAUACAUUCUCUGCGCUUCUGGUGGUUUGGAUGUCCAGUGUGUUCCUGACAUAUCGAAGACUUUGCCCAUUAACGUAUGGGGAUCCUCCUCUAUCCCCAGCAGAAUUAAAGGGUCUGCGGUGGAAGGACAACUGGGACAUAUUGAUCAGAAAGCGGUGACAUAUGCUCCACAGACUGAUUGUAAGAAGAGCAGCUGCAUUGUGUGGGACUUACCUGCUCAGAGAAGCCGUAUGUCUCUUUUAUUUAAUGUAGCCAGCUAUAGGUCCAAAGCAUUUCAACACGAAUAGGACUGGAAAACUGCUUUUGGGGCAGACACGUCAUUAGACAAAAUCGAGAACAGGAAGGGAAAAAAAAUUUAGCUGCAAGAAAUGCACGGGAUAGGUGCUUGUUCAGAAAACACUACA
This is a messenger RNA of Pelobates fuscus (common spadefoot toad), 2494 nucleotides long. RefSeq names its product protein O-mannosyltransferase 1 (gene POMT1). Gene Ontology annotation, molecular function: dolichyl-phosphate-mannose-protein mannosyltransferase activity. Gene Ontology annotation, cellular component: membrane; endoplasmic reticulum. Gene Ontology annotation, biological process: protein O-linked glycosylation via mannose. NCBI's taxonomy places the organism in Eukaryota, Metazoa, Chordata, Amphibia, Anura, Pelobatidae. The transcript is spliced from 20 exons. Bases 72 to 2249 code for a protein of 725 amino acids. The record is from RefSeq and is a predicted model, not a curated record.